AUGGAAGACGCGCCCCCUGUGCCGAGUCCCCUUUCGAUCCGACAAAGCUACGGUUCCCCCCUGGGCGAAGAAGAAGAGGGAGAGGACCUCCUCACGCCCCUUUUGCAGUCUCGCCGCCCCUCGCGGCAGUACGUGUCUAUCUCCUCCCCGCCCGGCGACUCCUCCCUGCCGGUCUUUACAAACCCCUGGCCGUGCUCGGGCAUACUGCAACAUGGCUCAUCCGCACCCAGGGUGCCGCUGGUCCACGUCCGCGACGAGUCGCCCGGCGGCAGGGCGGGAGAGGCGCGUCCGUCGGUGGUCUCCGAGGACGCGGUCGCCGGGCUGCCGCUGACGCGGUUCCCCCCGUGGACGAGCAACUCGGACAGAGAGCGGAGCAAGAGCGAAGAAGGCGCGGGGUGUCGCUGCGACGAGGGGAGCCUCAGGAGGGGGGUUGUGCAUGCGGCGGUGCUGGCGGCGCAGUUUGUUGCGUUUACGGGCGUGUUUUGCGUGUGGGUGGGCGUUGCGGUUGGCGAGGGCGCUGACCAUUCGGGAUUCUGGCACAAGUUGUGGGUGUAUUUCCAGCCGGUGCUGGGGGGUCUCGGUCUGCUUGCCGCGGCGGCGAUGCUGGCCUACGACAUGGCUGAUGGGCUGUCUGACGGGGUGUUUCUGGGGGUUCAGGCCGGGGUGUUGGCGGUGGCUGGCGCGGCUGGGCUCUGCGUGGUCUGGUGGGCGCUUGAGACGGGGAGCCGGGCGGUUGUUGGGGCGGCGGCGGGCACGGCGGCCAUGAUGCUCGGGGUGGGGGUGUUUGGGUUUGCGAGGGCGGCCGUGGUUUGGUGGCUGAGUUGA
This is a messenger RNA of Metarhizium brunneum ARSEF 3297, 825 nucleotides long. RefSeq lists its product as uncharacterized. The record is from RefSeq and is a predicted model, not a curated record. NCBI's taxonomy places the organism in Eukaryota, Fungi, Ascomycota, Sordariomycetes, Hypocreales, Clavicipitaceae.